AUGGGAGUUUGUACUUCUUCAUCUGCAAAAAAUGAUCAGAAAUAAAAGAAACCUUAACCAGAAACCAAACCAGAUCAAUAAAUUUCAUUGGUUUCGGGGUAGAAUAACAAUACAAAUUAAUUGCAAGAUCGUAAUUUGAAGAACAAGGCCAUAAUUCCACAAAAAAACCUAUCCACAAAUCAAACAACAACUCCUGUAUAAAUUAAUUCAACGAAAAAUGGUACAAUGAUCAUCAGGAGAGCUUCUCAUGCUACAACUACUACUACAAAAACUAUGAUUGUUUAAUCUUCUUAGUUAUAUGAGUAACCACUAGCAAAGGGAUCAUCGCCAUUUAAUACUCAAAAUAAAAGAAACAGCGUAAGAUAAGGAACUAAGACUCUUCAAGUGACUGCCUCCAAAAAUUACUCAAUUGUAUCAAGCAAAAUUCUAGGUAUAAUAAGUGCUAUUAAAUAGCAGAAAAUUAAGGCAAAACGGUAAUGCAGCAUAAUGAAACAGGUCAAUUGGUUUAGGUAGAGGUACUUAAAUUUGAUCAUAAGAAUCGAUAAUACAUUGAUAAAUUAGAGGAGAUUAAAUUGGUAAGCAAAUUAAUAACAUAGGAUAAUAUUAACAUUGUAAAAAUUAUUGACAUUCUUGUUGAUCACCAGAAAAAAUCAUAUUAGGUAAUGUAUGAAUGUUGUCCUGGAGGUUCUUUGUCUAAAUAUGUCGAAAAUCGCAAGUAUGAUAACCAAUAAAUCGGAAUCAUAUUUUAUUAGAUGAUAGAGGCACUAGGAUAUAUACAUUCUUUAGGAUUAAGUCACGAUGAAUUGACAAUCAAUAGCUUCUCAGUCUUUGAUGAUUCCUCCACACCCUUUAUCAAGUUAUCUGAUGUUCGAAGCAUCUACCAAUUAAUGUAUCUAAAAGAGGCUCAAUGUUAUGAAGAUCCAAUAUCCUCUAAGCAUUAGCAUCGCAGACAUUCUAAUAAACAUUUAGACCCAAAUCCUAUUGAAGUUAAGAGCAGGAAUAAAUGCAAUGAUGUGUGGGCAUUGGCUGUCAUCAUUCUCUAAUUGAGAAACAAAGAAAUACCAUAUACUAUGUAAGAUAUUCAAUCAUUCAAACCUGAAGAAUAUUUAAGUAACUAUCCUUCUGAGAUGAAUUCACUCUUGCUUGAGAUGCUAAACGUCAAUCGGCAAGAGAGAAUCACUCUAAAACAAUGUUUGGAACACCCAUUCUUGGUGAAGAUGAAACAGGUCUAACCGUAGGAUUUGUUGCAACCCUUAAAGAAUAUGAUUAAAUGCAAGAAUAUGACUUAUUUACACAGAUGUGUGUUUUGGUAUCUUCUUCAGAACUAUGCCAAUGAUCAUUUGAAAGUUUUGACUAAGUUAUUUAUAACAGCUGACAUUAAUUCAGAUGGAAGUUUGGGUUUAGAAGAAUUAAAAGAGCUAUUCUCGUUCGAAGGGAAGGAUUUGAUCGAUCAAUUAAAUCUUCAAUAGGAACUCAAUUUAGAUGAUUUUCUACUUCUUGCUUCCAAUAAAGAUGUUAUCUUAACCUAAGACAUUCUGGAAUCUAGUUUCAAAAUUCUAUCUAGACAAUCGAAUCUAAUCACUCUGAAAUCAUUAUUAAGAGUCUUAGAUAAUUUCAAUGAAUUAUAAAUUCAAUAAGAUUUUAAAUCAUUCAAUCUCAAUGAUGGUGUAAGAAUAUUAUUCAUAUUUCAUCUAGCUAAAUCUAUAAGAGUACAAGGAAUUUAUAAUUAAUUAUGAAACUCCAAAUCCAAUAAUUUGA
Messenger RNA from Paramecium octaurelia, 1758 nucleotides. Lineage: Eukaryota; Ciliophora; Oligohymenophorea; Peniculida; Parameciidae. The record is from the annotation of a GenBank genome assembly.